Messenger RNA from Lutra lutra (Eurasian river otter), 880 nucleotides. It is a transcript of the gene CT55, whose product is annotated as cancer/testis antigen 55. The transcript has 5 exons. Lineage: Eukaryota; Metazoa; Chordata; Mammalia; Carnivora; Mustelidae. The record is from RefSeq and is a predicted model, not a curated record. Bases 68 to 793 code for a protein of 241 amino acids.
AGAGACUUCCACAGAAGCGAGCUUGGCGCUGUGUCUGAGGGGCCUGGGCUGCCCUGACGAAGCGACCAUGCUUCGGUUUAUUUCCAGAGUUCUUGCCUUCUUCCGGAGGAGGGUGGACUCGUCGGAGGCCGAGAGGGAGCAGCAUAUGAGGCUCUUGGAAGGUGGCACCAGGUUGAAAACUGUGCAAGGAGUUGUGACGAAUAUCUGUAGUGAUUAUGGUUUGAUUGAUGAAUUGAUCUACUUCAGUAGUGAUGUUGUGACUGGCGAUGUCCCUCUGAAGGUUGGACAAGAAGUCACUGCCAUUGUGGGAAAAGAUAAAACACAUGGAUUGAAAGCAAUCAAAGUGGAUGCACUCUGUGACAGUUGCCAUGGCUAUGGGCCCCGGGACUCCUAUGCCAGAGUUUCAUUUGGCUGUGUUUCCACUGUCGUGGAAGGCGCUAACUACAUUGAUCACACAACCUACUUCUCUCUAGAUGUCGUUUGUAAAGGUUUCGAGCCUUACCAGGGGGACCAAGUAGAAGUUGAAUUUUGCACUCCAUCGGACACACUGAACAGAAGGGCCCUGUCGGUGAAGCCUCGGAGACAUAAGCAUGUGCAUGAGGUCUGCAUUACUAGCCUCCAUGGAAGAAAUGGGGUGAUAGAUGAUAGCAUCUUUUUCACCUUGGAAUCUCUGAAGCUGCCUGCUGGAUACACACCUCAAGUAUCCGAUAUUGUUAACGCUGUCGUGGUGGAGAGCAUUCAGUCCUGCUACACUUGGAGAGCAAUUUCUAUGACUCCAGUGAAAAGGUGCUAAUAAGAGAACAGCAUUUGUGUUCCCCGGGCGCCUUCUCUUUUCUUAUCAGCAAAAGGCCUGAUUUAAAUGUGUUUUGUGAAAAAGAGC